AUGGCGGACCAGGUGUCUGCUUUUGAGAUUUUACCAGACAAUAUCGUGCUGCAUAUUCUUUCUUUCCUUUCUUGCGAAGAUCUGUGUGCAGUGCGCCAUGUUAAUCAUAUGCUUAGACGUCUUUCAUCGGACAGGAGUCUUGUCUGGAAUUCAGACUUUGAGGGAUGUUACAAGACAAGUGAAAAGGCAUUUGAAAUGUAUAUUCAAGCUGGUGGUCCUCGCAUUCAUCGCCUGAACCUGAGUCAUUGCUACUGGCUGUCUGGACAGAGUGUCUUAAAUGCCCUGAAGAGAUGUACAAAUCUUCAAGAACUUUACAUUUUAGAUAUAAGUCUAACUCCCAAGAAACUAAUCAAAAUUCUCUGUGGUCUUCCAAAUCUAGUAACAUUUGCCUUUACUGUCACAAACAUGGAUGAGUUUGAUACAGAAUUGGAGGGCAAUAAUGCUGCUCGGCUUACAAUGAUGGGGAUCAAGCAUCUCACUAUUCACUUCAAAGUGCCACUUUCUCUUAGGACAGAAGCCUCUAUCUCCGUACAGUUCCUACAGAAGAAAACCACAUUUUUCGAACAUUGUAGAGACUUGGAGAGCUUCCAUGUGCUGGGUCAUCCAAAUUUAGGAUGUGGUCUUCCAAAAUUACUCCUACAACCCAAUGUAGACAAAGUUGAAAAUUUAAAAAAUGUGAAGGAAAUUUCACUGAACUAUGCAAUAGAUCCUGCUGCUAGGAUAUUUUAUUAUGGCACACUGCUGUCUGUGGCUAAACUGCAGUUACAGAUGACUACUGUGCUUAAUCCAUCUGCAAACUUUGGGAGUGAAAUAAAGACAGAUUUUUGGAAUAUCUUUUGGAAGUCACAAUAUCUAUUACAAAAUUUGGACAUUUCCAGUAUUUCAAUACAGAAGAUUUUUACACAUGUGUUUGAUCCAGAGGUUCCAAAACCAAACUUGCAAUACUUGAAUUUGUCAGACACAUACUUCACAUCAGAAGAAGGACCCACCAGUAAUCUUACAUCACUCAUAUGUGUCUGCCCAAAUCUGAGGAGUUUAAAUUUGAGAAAUAGUCAGAUCAUCUUCACCAACCCAAGUAGAGAGAUGGUGGAUGUGGCAGGAAUCUCUAGACUGGUAUCUACAUGUCAUUCUCUGACUGAAGUUAAUCUGGGGGGAAUACACAUGCACGACCUUGAGGUCACGUCACGGGUGUCACAGCUAUUGGCCAACUGUCAUGGUUUGAAGUCUUUAGCUGUAUCUUGCUGUUGCUGUAGUUACCAAAGUGCCAAAUGUAAAGAAAUGUCAAGUUGUGGUGGAGCAGGCCCUCCACUGAAGAGGCAGAGAACUGGGGUCAGUAGUACAAAGGCAUUUCCCUCUACCUCAAGUGACUGUGAUGACAUAGAGAUUGACCAUUGUCCUGAUACAGGAGGUUUGGAAUCCUUGGUCAGGGGCUGUCCAGGGAUGGUCAAGUUUGAACUGGUAAAUGCUGGGCUAACUAGACCAGUAGUCCAUCAGGGUCACAAUGGACUAAUGCCAAAGUCGUGCCUGUACAAACCAUGUUCAGAAUCAGCAGCUCUUAAUGACCAAAGACUGUUCUGUAUCCGUAAAUGGAAACACCUUAAAUACCUCCAGCUAGCUGGCCUUCCUGGUAUCAUGACAGGAUCAUGUCUGGUUGCUAUAGCAACAGGCUGUCAGUUCCUUGAACGCCUCCACAUUGCUUACAUAGGGCUGAUGGGACACCCUAAUUUUGCCCGCCAACUUUGCCAGUCCUUGCCAGAAUUUAAAGCUCUCAAAGAUCUCAGGGUAGAGCAUGGUUACCUGUCAGUUGACUCCCAUUUCUGCAAGGCAGCUCAGUCUUGCCAGACUUUACAACGUCUGUGUGUUAUGUCAUCCGGUGGAACAAUAGACUCUGCCUCUGUUAUAUCCCUUGUUGCCAAUCGUCCCUCCCUUGUUGCUCUACAAUUGUUUACAGAGACCAACAAGACUCACUGUAGACGACUCCAGAAAGCUAUUGAGGACAGGUUUGGUUCAGCACGUCCUGCUUUGAGGGUGUCAAUCUGGCCGCUGUUUGAUACAGAUACACCCAGUAUGAUGAACAACAUUCCGACUAAACAUCUUGAGGAACUUACAGUAUUUAGUUCCAGAAUUAGUGACAGUCCACCAAACUGGAAGUGGUGACUUCAGUCAAUAGAACAAAAGAGACAAGAUUGUGGUGGCUGGAAGCAAUAAAAUCACACUUGAAAUCAGUCAGUCUCUGGCUUCAACAGGUAAACAGCUAGCCAAAAUUCUCUAAGAGGCCAAUCAAGUGAUAGUACACUAAAAAAUAAAGAUGAUGAUUUGAAAUGUUUGACAUAUGAAAUCUAAUCAGCCUACUACUGUAUGUACUAAAUAACACUAUAUAAUAGGAAAAGAUAAUGAUGUUGGUACAAGAAACUUAAAAAGUGAAACACUUGAUGUAUUUGAAAAAAAAGAAAUUGUAAAUUUCAGUCAUAAUAAAUCGCUGGAUAGUAAUAGAAGGUAAAGUUGUCAAGGUAGGAAUAUUGUAUUCUUGAAUUGGUGAAUUAUGCCACCCUUUCACUACUUUGCCCUUUCCUCACCUGAAAAACGGAAAUGAAAGGUAGACUUGUCAGCAAUAAUGCUCAACUAGGAUUCUGAACAUGUAAUGGGAGUCUGAUAUCAGAAAAUGAGAAAAUUCAAGCCAGAUACUAUCACAAUCUGUUGUAAACAAAACAAAAAAUGUAGGAUGUUUUAUAAUGUGGAAAAAAUGAAUUACUAAGUUGUUGUCACACAUACAUGUUGUGAGAAAUGUAAUGCUCCAGUACGGUGACACAUAGGUACUCGCGAUGAGGCCUGCUCCAGUACAGUGACACAGAGGUACUCACGGUGAGGCCUGCUCCAGUACGGUGACACAUAGGUAUUCACGAUGAGACCUGCACCAGUACGGUGACACAUAGGUACUCAC
Molecule: messenger RNA, 2941 nt
Organism: Ylistrum balloti
Lineage: Eukaryota; Metazoa; Mollusca; Bivalvia; Pectinida; Pectinidae
Product: F-box/LRR-repeat protein 18-like
Exons: 10
Coding region: 1-2157 (718 amino acids)
Biological process (GO): SCF-dependent proteasomal ubiquitin-dependent protein catabolic process
Cellular component (GO): SCF ubiquitin ligase complex
Molecular function (GO): protein binding
Source: RefSeq, a predicted model, not a curated record